AGGAGAGGAUGAGGACACACAAACCAAACAAGCCAAACUCAGGAACAACAUUUUACACAUCCGACUAAAGAAAAUCGUGUCUGGAGAAAGAACAGCUCUAAUUUCAAUCAGCCAAUCAUAUCGGGAGAAAGCUUCCGAACCGGGUCGGAACUCGAACCUGGACCAUGCCGGUAAGACGAGGCCACGUGGCUCCGCAGAACACUUUCCUGGAUACCAUCAUCCGCAAGUUCGAGGAACAGAAUAGAAAGUUUAUCAUCGCCAAUGCACAGGUGGAGAACUGUGCGAUUAUAUUCUGUAAUGACGCCUUCUGUGGGAUGUGUGGUUAUACCCGGGCGGAGGUGAUGCAGAAGUCCUGCACCUGCAGCUUCCUGUAUGGACCUCACACCAGGAGACCAGCGAUGGCCCAGAUGGCUAAAGCUCUGCUGGGAGCAGAGGAGAGGAAGGUGGAGAUUUCACUCUACACUAAAGAAGGAGUGUGUUUAAACUGUGAAAUAGACGUGGUUCCAUUGAAGAAUGAAGACGGCCUUGUCAUCAUGUUCAUCCUCAACUUUGAGCUUCCCACUGACCCCAGACCAGCCAACAGCUCCCCAGCCAGAGAGCUCAACAGAGUGCUGCACUUCCCCCGGCUGGCUGUGGAUUGGCGGCAGCGUCUGCACCUUCUCCUCCGCUCCCUCACCUCCGGUUCAGGAGUCCUUUCCCAGGACACGGAGCUGGGUUCUCCUCAUGCUGACCUCCCUCCCUUCGGUCAUGAGUCUGUGGCCCUGGACAAACUGCUGGCCCUUCCUGAGAGGCAGCAGCUGGAGGAGGGCGGAGCUAAACUACUACUGUGGGAUAAAGAAGACGCGGAGGAUGAUGAGGAGGAACAAACAGGAGGAGCAGGGAGAGGAGGAGAGAGGGAUGGCUUGGAGGCACCCAGGCGAAGUAGUGAGGGGGACAGAAAGAGACGAGAGGGAGGCUAUGCUGAUGUUCUUCUGGUGGACACAAGAACAGGAGGAGGAGGAGGAGGAGGGAGGAGAGGGGGGGUGCUUCAUACUUGUCUGCCCCCAUCUCCAACCUCAGCCCCCCCAUCACUGGCCCUGCCCCUUACCUCUUCUUAUGCUGCACCAAGGAAAGCGCAGAGAAGGAGAGGCCAGGGUGAAGAUGGCGUCCACCCUCCGUCCAGUAGCUUUGAAGGCAGCUGUGGGAAUUUAAAACAUUCCUCCUCAGUGGACGAUAUCAAGAUUGGGCAGAGUUACUGGGAGAAGAGGCUGCAGCUGAGGAACAGCUGUACAGCUCGUAUGGUAACCGGCAGAAAGACCAGUGGGCCAGUUGGGACAUCAGACACUGAUUUGCGUUGCCGAACCAGCAGCCAGCAGAUGACCCAAAGCCCUCUGGCCCACUUACCUCCUGGUGAAAUCAGACCUCCUUGCAAACUGAUCGACAGAACGCACCAUGUCACUGAGAAAGUCACUCAGGUCCUGUCCCUGGGGGCUGAUGUGUUGCCAGAGUAUAAACUGCAGACUCCCAGGAUCCACAAGUGGACCAUCCUUCACUACAGUCCAUUCAAAGCUGUGUGGGACUGGGUGAUUCUGCUCUUAGUGAUUUACACAGCAAUUUUCACCCCUUACUCUGCUACAUUUCUACUGAGUGACCAGGAGGAAGCAGCCAUGCAGACCUGCGGUUACUCCUGUUCCCCCCUCAACGUGGUGGAUCUUGUUGUGGACAUCAUGUUCAUCGUGGACAUCAUCAUCAACUUCAGGACCACAUAUGUUAACUCCAAUGACGAGGUGGUGAGCCAGUCCUCUCGGAUUGCUGUCUACUACUUCAAGGGCUGGUUCCUUAUCGACAUGGUGGCAGCCAUUCCCUUCGACCUCCUCAUCUACCGCUCAGGAGAGGAGGCGGUCAGGGGAGGUGGAGAGGGCGAGACCACCACCCUGAUUGGUUUACUGAAGACAGCUCGGUUACUUCGAUUGGUUCGUGUAGCAAGGAAGUUGGAUCGGUACUCUGAGUACGGUGCAGCUGUCCUCUUCCUCCUCAUGUGCACCUUUGCCCUCAUCGCCCACUGGCUGGCCUGCAUCUGGUACGCCAUAGGAAAUGUGGAGCGGUCAACCUCAGUUGGGAUCGGCUGGUUGGACAAUCUGGCCGAGCAGCUGGGGAAACCGUACAAUGACUCCAUCCUGGUGUCGGGUCCGUCCAUUAGAGACAAAUAUGUCACGGCUCUGUACUUCACCUUCAGUAGUCUGACCAGUGUGGGCUUCGGGAACGUCUCCCCAAACACCAACUCUGAGAAGAUCUUCUCCAUCUGUGUCAUGCUCAUCGGUGCUCUGAUGUACGCCAGUAUUUUUGGUAACGUGUCAGCCAUUAUCCAGCGGCUUUACUCUGGUACGGCGCGCUACCAUGCCCAGAUGAUGAGGGUUCGAGAGUUCAUCCGUUUCCACCAGAUCCCUAACCCUCUAAGGCAGCGGCUGGAGGAGUACUUUCAACAUGCCUGGUCUUACACUAAUGGAAUUGAUAUGAAUGCUGUAUUAAAAGGGUUCCCAGAGUGUCUCCAGGCAGAUAUUUGUCUCCACCUCAACAGGUCACUGCUGCAGAACUGCAACGCUUUCAAAGGAUCCACUAAGGGCUGUCUGAGGGCCCUGGCCAUGAGGUUUAAGACCACCCACGCUCCUCCUGGUGACACCCUGGUCCAUGCUGGCGACCUGAUCUCAGAUCUGUACUUCAUUUCCAGAGGGUCAAUAGAGAUCGUCAAAGGAGACGUGGUGGUGGCUAUACUGGGUAAGAAUGAUAUCUUUGGGGAGUCCAUCAAUGUGGAUGCUUUGCCAGGAAAAUCCAGUGCUGAUGUCAGAGCUCUGACCUACUGUGACCUGCACAAGAUAAAUAGAGAGGAUAUGUUGGAGGUCAUGGACAUGUAUCCUGAGUUUUGUGAAUAUUUCUGGUCCAACUUGGAGAUCACCUUCAAUCUCAGAGACGUGUUUAAUGAAGCUGUGGGUCUUCUGAGUGGAGACGACUCAGACUGUGAGGGCUUCAGUCGGCCACAGAGGAAACACUCAGGUGUCACCAUCUCAGCAAAGAGACAGAAAUCUGCCUUCGGAUGUGGAAGACAACUCAGUAACUUGGAGCAGUGUGACGGCCAUGAUCAUAAACAUACACUAUAUGGCUCCGUGUUCUCCAGUGAGGAUGAAGUGGAGGAGUUAGAUGGGACCAGUCCUGCUCAGACGUGCGUCACCACCAGGUGCAGAGAGACUGACGCGUUUCCAGGAGUGUCCAGCAUCUUCACGUUCUUGAGCUCGGAGAGUCGAGAGGAACACAUGUACCAGGAAGUGCCCUGCUCCCACAGCCUCCCCUCACCGCCUCCUCAGCCUCCCCCUCACCAGCUCCUUUACCUGCCCUCCUCCCCCUCCCACUGUCCCUCCAGCCCUCCUCCUCCUCCUCCUCCUCCUCCUACCGCCAUCAUCUCUGGGAGGCAGAGAGUGGAGCUGGAGAAAAGGUUAGAUGCUCUGCAGCGACAGAUAACCAGGCUGGAGUCUUGUAUGUCAGCCGACAUCAGGACCAUUAUGCAGCUGCUUCAGAGGCAGACACCAGUAAUCCCACCUUCCUACAGCACCCUGACGUCAUCUCCGAACGCACCGUCCUCCCCCUUCCUGUCCCCCUUCCUGUCCCCCACUGUUGCCUCCCCAUCUGGAGCCCCAAUCCCUGUCUUCCCCACCGACGAGUCACCAUCCAGGCCAAAUGAAAACCAAGAUCAAGUCCUGCAGGAACUUCCGGAAUCUGAUUCCAUCAAUUGGGGUUCCACUGUGCUCCAUCUCACCUCGUCACCCCCUCACACCCAUGCCUCACCCUUUAACACGUCUUCAUAUUAGUCACCAUUUUUCUUUCCCCGUUUUAAACCUCCAUCUCUCCACCUAAUCCUCAAAACUUCAUCCUGUGUUCUUCCUUGGUCCUUACCGAGAUAGGUGUGUCAGUGUGCGUCUGUCAUCCUCACCCUCGCCUCACCCUUCUGUCUCACAGAUACUGUAAACCUAUAGCAAAUCAAAUGAAAGUCUGAACUUUCACAGAAGAAUUUGGUUAAGAAAAUAUAUAUAAGAAAGUCGCACAAUACCAAUUAUUUUCAGAUGAAUUGUGAACCAAACAGUAUGAAUAAUGAAAAAAAUACAGUCAAUCAAAUCAUGAGAUCCAAGUGCAUUUUUUUCUGACUUAUUAUUAUUUCCUCAGAAUCCUGUCAGAACACUGGAAGCAAAUGUUACUAUGUAGUGUAGGAGUUGGUGUUUGAGCACACAGCUGCACACAUGCCUGCAACAUCACUGCCACCCUCUAGAGCAGUUUUGCCGCCCUGCCUUCUGAGCCAAUCCUGCCUGCCCGUGUCUGCACCUAGGUCCUCCUUCACGUGCUCUGCAAACAAACUUUGAACGUGGACCUCACUUCAACAUUCAACUUGAAUGAAAAUUGGCACAUAUCCCAGGGUUUUAUGAAUGCAGUUAAUAAAUGCACAUAGACGAGACCAAUGUGAUUCAGCAAUUAGUUUACACAAAUAAGAUAAAUCCAUCCUGACAUUUUAUUGGAACAUCAAGGUUUAUUAACUCAAACAAAAACUCUUAUUACUUGACUACAUAAAUCUAGAUGCAGCUUGAAUGCAUGCAAAGUCAAUAGAAAUAGUUGAAUGGGUAUAUGCUCAUCAUUAUAUUGGCUAUGGAGUAUGCUGAAUGUGUCUGUGUAAUAAAUUCCUUUUGUGGUCUUCAGACACCUACAUAUACUAGCUCCAGUCCCCUAAUAGACAGCAGAAUAAUGUAGGAAAUAAACAUCACCUAUGUGCUGGUGCAACUUAAGAUUUACUUCUGUAGUAAUCAGUAAGUAAAUAAGAAAGUAUGUUGAUGAAUAUUCUACAGGUGGAAAUAAAGGUGAUAAUCUGAUGAGUGGAAGAGAUGUGGGAAGACUGGACAAGCACCAUAUAGAUACAGUCUAUUUUAUCUGGGAAUAAAUUAUUUAGUUGCUCUUGUUUCCUAUUACUGCAAAUCUCUACUAUGGAAGCCAAAUCCUACAAUUCAAUGAAAUGUGAUUUGUAUACAACACACAUAAUCUCAAGGCACUUCACACAGUAAGGUCAAGACCUUAAUAUUAUAGUGAAACCCAAACAGCUCCUAGAACAAGGAAGCACUUGAUGACUGUGGAGAGAACAAAUUCCCUCAUUAACUGGAAGAAACCUCUGGCAGAAUCAGACUCAGAUUGGACGGCCAUCUGCCUCGACCACUUGGGGUGAGAGGAGAGAAAUGGAGGAGAGA
This is a messenger RNA of Hippoglossus stenolepis (Pacific halibut), 5255 nucleotides long. RefSeq names its product potassium voltage-gated channel subfamily H member 6. The record is from RefSeq and is a predicted model, not a curated record. The transcript has 21 exons. Bases 165 to 3839 code for a protein of 1224 amino acids. Gene Ontology annotation, cellular component: membrane. Gene Ontology annotation, molecular function: inward rectifier potassium channel activity. Gene Ontology annotation, biological process: membrane repolarization during action potential; regulation of ventricular cardiac muscle cell membrane repolarization; regulation of heart rate by cardiac conduction. Lineage: Eukaryota; Metazoa; Chordata; Actinopteri; Pleuronectiformes; Pleuronectidae.